AUUUCAAUUCUGCACUGGGCUUACGCGUGUUAGGGUUAACCUUUACACCUACAUACAUUUCACAUUUGAGUUGUCGAUUUCCCGUGGAGUGGAGAGGUGAAAGAAAUCUUUUGAGAUCAAGCAACUCCAAUUUAAUCCAAAGCUCCAAGUUUGUACAGAGGUUUUCGAAUCCCUGGAAGCAGAGGGCGGAAGAUAGAGCAGUGGUCGUCCGUCGCUCGAAUGGCUGUAGUGGAGGAUUAUUUGGUGUGGCAAUGCUGCUGAAGAUGCUUCGAGGCUAACUCGCUUGUUGGCAAGGACGCAGUUGGGGGGCACUGCAUUGCCCUGGUUCUGGCUCUGCAUUUCCAUAAAAUACAAGCUGCCUUGCCUCAAUACAACUCACCUUGUGUCAAUUUUGAAUUCCCUCACCUGACUUUGUGAAAUCCAAGACAAAUAAUUUCAUGCCAAAAUCAUGGAGGCUGUAGAUACUGUUGUACAACCCUUGAAGGAGUUUGCUAAAGAUAGCAUCAGACUUGUGAAAAGAUGUCACAAGCCAGAUCGAAAAGAGUUCAGUAAAGUGGCAUUCAGGACUGCUAUCGGUUUUGUUGUGAUGGGCUUUGUUGGGUUCUUUGUGAAAUUGAUUUUCAUUCCAAUUAACAACAUCAUUGUUGGAUCUGGCUAGGGAUUCAAGCAAAUGAUGAUGGGGCCUGGCAUGGUCAUCCUUGGUUGGACAAGAUUGCUUCAUGUAGUCUAUAUUUUAUAAUGCCAGAUUUCUUUUGUUUUCCCCAUGUAUUCCAUCGGUACAAUGAUUUUUCUCUACUUGUUAGAAUGUUAAAGACCAUGUAACUAAGAUAUCUUUGGUUGGUGUUUCACUUGAAACCUCUAUAAACAUGGUUUAUAUAGUGAUUUCAUAUAGAGAAAUAAUGUAAAAUGUUUGCUUAUUUGUGGUUAGAAUAUUUUCGAGUGGAAUAAUUUGCGUACUCUUUUGAGUAUUUAUGUACUUUUGGCAGAUAUUUAAUCCUUAACAGAGUUAUUACAAUCAACCUCUUUUCAUGCA
This is a messenger RNA of Cryptomeria japonica (Japanese cedar), 1033 nucleotides long. RefSeq names its product protein transport protein Sec61 subunit gamma. Gene Ontology annotation, molecular function: transmembrane protein transporter activity. The transcript has 6 exons. Gene Ontology annotation, cellular component: membrane; Ssh1 translocon complex. Gene Ontology annotation, biological process: post-translational protein targeting to membrane, translocation; protein targeting. Lineage: Eukaryota; Viridiplantae; Streptophyta; Pinopsida; Cupressales; Cupressaceae. The record is from RefSeq and is a predicted model, not a curated record. The coding region runs from base 449 to 658 and encodes 69 amino acids.